Molecule: messenger RNA, 564 nt
Organism: Labrus bergylta (ballan wrasse)
Lineage: Eukaryota; Metazoa; Chordata; Actinopteri; Labriformes; Labridae
Product: histone H1-like
Biological process (GO): nucleosome assembly
Cellular component (GO): nucleosome
Molecular function (GO): structural constituent of chromatin; DNA binding
Source: RefSeq, a predicted model, not a curated record
AUGGCUAACAAAAACCAGUAUAAACCGGUUCUGCUCAUCUUAGCACAAAAUGCCAGACCCACCCUCCCGAAGCUCAUCCUUAGCACCGUGGCUGAGUCCAAAGAGCACAAAGGUGUGUCUUUGUCGGCGGUGAAGAAGGCACUGGCCGCUAAAGGUGUGGAUGUGAGCAAGGCUAACAAACGCAUCAACACUGCUGUCAUUAAGCUGGUAACAAAGGGCACUUUGUCCCAGACUAAAGGCAGUGGUGCCUCCGGAUCUUUCAAGCUUGCAAAGAAAGAGCCCAAAGCCGACAAACCAGCGAAGAAGGUCGCAAAGAAGGCUCCAGCCAAGGCAAAGAAGCCUGCUGCAAAGAAAGCGACACCCAAGAAGAAGGCUGCAGUCAAGAAAGUAGCAGUCAAGAAGUCCCUGAAGAAGGCAGCAGCCAAGAAAACCCUGGUGAAGAAGGCAGUCAAAAAGCCAGCUGCUAAGAGUCCCAAGACGGCUGCCCCGAAGAAGGUGGUGAAGAAGACUCCAGUGAAAAAGGCUCCAGCUAAGAAAGCACCAGCCAAGAAGACCAAGAAGUAA